AUCUACUUCAUUUCAUUUCAUUUCAUUUAAUUUCACUUCACUUCACUUCACUUCACUUCUCCUCUUUCUUCUCACAAUGGCUCCCGGUUUAGGCUUCUACAAUCAAGCUGUGCCCCAGCUGAAAUCUCUCAAAGACAUGUCUCCAGAAGAACAAGGUGAAGCCAUCGCCCUACAAGUUAUGGGUUUCAUGCAGUCCUGUCCUGGUAAAACUGCUGUCUCUGGUGUAUCUGGUUUCUUUCUUGGUGGUUUCUUUGGUCUAUUCAUGGCCUCAAUGUCCUACGACGUCCCUGGUGGAAACCUAGAAUCGGCCUUGAAAUUUAACGAUUUGCCCUUCAAACAACAAAUGAAAAUACAGUUCUCUGACAUGGGCAAAAGAAUGUACUCCUCUGCCAAAAAUUUUGGCUACAUUGGUGGGAUCUACUCAGGUGUAGAAUGCUGUGUCGAAAGCCUAAGAGCAAAAGACGACAUCUAUAAUGGUCUUAUGGCUGGUUGUAUAACUGGUGGAGGUCUAGCUAUUAAAUCUGGCCCUGUUGCAACUGCCAUAGGAUGUGCAGGCUUUGCUGCUUUUGGUGCUGCAAUAGAUUUGUAUAUGAGAAAAGACUAUGCUCCUCCACCUCCAAAUGACUAUGAUGAUUAAUCCCUUUAAUCACUUUCCUGUUUUUAUCUAUUUCUCUUUUUCUGUUUGCAUUCAAUGAAUUUGUUCCUUCUAAUGAAACUUAAUGAAACUCUUUAAUGAUUCACUUUGUAUUUUUCAAGUUUUAUUUCCUUUGGUUUCUUUACAUUUUCCUCCAUCUCUUCACUUCAAGUUGUAAAUAA
Ascoidea rubescens DSM 1968 is the source of this 816-nucleotide messenger RNA. RefSeq names its product translocation channel protein TIM22 (gene TIM22). The record is from RefSeq and is a predicted model, not a curated record. The coding region runs from base 77 to 637 and encodes 186 amino acids. Gene Ontology annotation, cellular component: TIM22 mitochondrial import inner membrane insertion complex. Gene Ontology annotation, molecular function: transmembrane protein transporter activity. The transcript has a single exon. NCBI's taxonomy places the organism in Eukaryota, Fungi, Ascomycota, Saccharomycetes, Ascoideales, Ascoideaceae. Gene Ontology annotation, biological process: protein insertion into mitochondrial inner membrane.